AGACAUCAAAAUAAUUUGAGCACAUGAUUUUGGAGCAUCACAUCAUCCAUUUUCUCCAAGUAUCACACCAUUCACUUUUCUUCAAGCUUCAAGGCAUUCGCUUUCUUUUCAUGGAAUGAUAUUUCCUAUGUAUGCCAAUUUAAUGGGUUGCAAUAGUGAAUCAUCAACUUCUCCUUUGGAACUUGCUUGGCAGACUUAAUGAAGGAAAAUUCAUGUUUUAGGAUACAACUCCACACACAUUAUCACUUUAGAGCAUAUUCAUGUUCCUUCAUCCUUUAUCUAUUAUUUGGCAUCCAUGUUUAUUUCUUUUCUUGCACUCCCAUAAUCUUGUUUGAUUCUCUGCCUUCAACAAUUGAGAUAUGGAUUCAUACAUGGUCAAGUGUGAUUCUUCAUCAGUCAAGACACCAUUGAAAUAUUCAUCCAUGGAGAAAGCUUUGACCAACAAAGGAUUCAGGAGAUCUUCAAUUGCAAGCAUUUUCUCCAUCGUGGACAAUUGCCAAGUCUAGGGGGCAAGUUUAAAAGGACAAGAACCAAGAGCAGCCUUGAAGAUUAGAAGCUCAACCACAUCACACUUCAUUUUGCUCCAGAAAUCAAGGGAUUCAUCACGGAAAGGAAUGCAACUACUCAUUGAACAAUCAUACUUUGAGAGACCUAGGAGUUAGAUUUUACUAUGGACUUGAAUGCUACCAUGUUGAUGUACUUAGUGUGAUGUACUAGGCUUCUGCUUUGUAAUGAAUGACCAUCAUUGUA
This is a messenger RNA of Rubroshorea leprosula, 750 nucleotides long. NCBI's taxonomy places the organism in Eukaryota, Viridiplantae, Streptophyta, Magnoliopsida, Malvales, Dipterocarpaceae. The record is from the annotation of a GenBank genome assembly.